GCCUAGGGUCUAGCACGAGGUAGGGAAAGCUUUGAUACACCACCUUGGCAGUUGCAUUUCGCACCUCUCCACAGUACUACGACCGACCAACCGACCUCAUUUCGACCAUUCAAUCCAACAAGGAGUUUUUGACGUUCGACCUUAGUUGUAACUCUACAUCGCUCAAUUCAAUUUAUUUUUCCCUCUACUUUUUUCUCUAUCAACGACAAUUAAUUAAAUAGAGAAAUAAAAAAGAGGAACGGUUUAGGAAUAAACCGUUCGACGAACGUCGAUGAGAAAAUUAUUCCAUUUAAUCGGUCGCAUGUAGCCAACUAAAUUUCAACCAUGUCUGCCGAAGCGACCGCCGCAAUGGCGUCUGCGCCCAAGACUGAGAUGGUUGAGACUGAAGUCGCAAGCGAUCCUCCGAACAAUAACAACAACAACGAUGCACUUAACAACAAGCAUACCGGCCUUCACUCACCGCCCGAUAGUAACAGCGCAAUGAAGUUGGACGGUAGCGACGAUUCCGAGCUGAGUGAUUUGGACGACCCAGAUCUCAUCGACAUGACCGUCGACAUGGACCUCCACAUUUCGCCCUCUAUACCGCAGAACCAAGAUCAAAAUCAGGAUUCUGACAAUGUUAAACAGGAGGAAGAGGAAGGGGAGGAGGAAGAAGACAUCGGAGAGGUCAUCCCCGACCAUUGGUCCGGUACCGUUCCCGUUUUCAGACCGGAUAUGCAUCAAUUUAAGGACUUUAAGAAAUUUAUGACUAAAGUUGAUUGUUACGGUAUGAAAUCCGGCAUCAUCAAGAUCAUCCCUCCAAAGGAAUGGACGGAUCAGCGUCCCCCUCUUGAUGAAAUGAUCAAGCAAAUCAGGGUCAAAGAGCCUAUUAAACAGGAUAUCAUGGGAUCAAACGGCACUUAUCGACAAGUUAACAUUCUCCAUCAACGAUCUUACAACAUUCCGCAGUGGCGACAACUCUGCGAUCAAAGCGAACAUCAACCGCCUGCUCGACGAGGCGAGAGGCGUGCGCAGGCUCCUUCGAAACCGAAGCCAGCUUCCUCAACUACCACCGAGUCUAAGAGACGCGGGCGGCCAUCUAAAGGAAGAGGGAAACGGGGCGCCGUUAAGGACGCCGCCACCGCCACCGCCGCCGAACAAGAAGACCGACCAAUGACACCUGUCUCUCCUAAACCUAACGAAGAAAUUAUCGAGUCUGUAGAGCAGGACCCGGGCGCUGAUGUGGACGAUGACGAUGGACCCCCUAUUGUUGGUCGGAUGGGUGGCUCUAGGCAGGCUAAACCAAAGACGCAGUCUAUAUCAGCCCGAAGGAAGUACGCGAGGCGAGAAGCAUCAGCUAGGAUCGAUGAAGAAGCCUUCAAGGACUUUGACUACCGUAUGGACAUCUCCGAUUAUACACCCGAGAGAUGUGAGGAACUCGAGCGGAUAUAUUGGAAAACUCUUACAUAUGCUCAGCCCUUGUACGGUGCGGACCUCCCCGGAACUCUAUUCGAUGACGAAUGUGAUGUCUGGAACCUCAAUAGGCUUCCUAACUUACUUGAUGUCCUCGGCACUAAAGUUCCCGGUGUCAACACUGCAUAUCUCUAUCUUGGUAUGUGGAAGGCGACUUUUGCAUGGCAUCUUGAAGACGUCGACUUAUACAGCAUUAACUAUUUGCACUUUGGAGCCCCAAAGCAGUGGUAUAGUAUCUCGCAAGGCGAUGCUCGUCGUUUUGAAGCUGCCAUGAAGAGUAUUUGGCCGACCGAUGCUAAGGCCUGCGACCAGUUCUUACGUCACAAGGCUUUCCUCAUCUCACCGAACCACCUCCAGCAAUACUUUAACAUCAAGGUCAACAAGUGCGUCUCAUACCCUGGAGAGUUUGUCGUCACGUAUCCCUACGGCUACCAUUCGGGGUACAAUCUGGGGUAUAACUGUGCCGAAGCUGUCAACUUUGCCUUGGACUCCUGGAUGCCUAUGGGAAAGAUUGCCAAGAGAUGCGAAUGUGCCCAAGCUCAAGACAGCGUAUGGGUAGACGUAUACGAGAUUGAGCGCAAGUUGAGAGGCGAGGAGACGGACUAUGAAGAAACCGAAGAUGAGGAGGAAGAGGAAGAUGAAGAGGACGAUGAUACUGGCGUUGUUGGUCUAACUCCAAUUUCCUCCCAUACAGUGAGAUUAAAGCAACCUGGGCGAAAACGCAAACGUCUAGCAGCCGGGAAAGGGGAGAAGAGAGCCAAGAAGAUUCGACUCCGUGUCAAAAAUCACAUCGACCCCCCAUGCUGUCUAUGUCCCCAUGAUAUACCCGGCCAAGAGAUACUCUCAACAAGCGAUGGCCGUAGAGCUCAUCGUAUUUGCGCACUUUACGGGCCGGAGACCUGGAUCGAGACGGUUGAAGGAAAAGAAAUCAUCGCUAAUGUAGAGAACAUUAGCAAAGCGUGCGUGGAGCUCAAGUGCUUGUAUUGCCGCUCUAAGAGGGGAGCGUGUUUCCAGUGCUCCCAGAAGAAAUGCGCCCGCUCCUACCACGCCACUUGUGCCGCAGCAGCGGGCGUUAUGGUGGAAGAAGCAGAUGUGCCAAUCUUUGGGGAGGAUGGAACUGAAUACAAGGAACGAGGCUUCGAGUUUAGUUGUCGUUUCCAUCGAACCAAGAGAGACAAGAAAUUGGAUGGUAAUGUGCUAGACGAAUGCCAGAAGACUCGACAUGCAGCCGCUGCUCUCAAAAAGGACGAUAUAUGUCAGUUGCAGUAUUACCGCGGGGAAAUAUUCGCGGGUGUCAUUGUCGAAAACCGGACUGAUGAGCGCACAUUCCUGGUUGACAUUAUUCCUCAUGGGGAUCGUGUCGAAGUUGAAUGGAAAUGGCUUCUUCUCCCGGAUCCAGCCGACUUCCACCUACAGAAGGCGUCUGCUAAUGCUAUCCCUAUGCCUACAUCGCGCAAGGCUAAAGAGCAGAUCAACGCCACCAAGAGGGUCGCAGAGGAAUUACCUCGCGCAGAUGCGCCGUUCGUCGAAGGAUUCACCUGGGCAGAGUUCAACGCAUGCGACUGCACCAAUAAGUUGCAAGCCAAAAUUGAUUUCGCCAAGGACAACCAGAUCUGGUAUUAUCUUGGAAAAAAUUCGACCGAAGCUCGCGCUCAAUACACAGAUGAUCCGAAGAGGCCUAAGCAUAACCCCAAGAGCAACUUUUUGGAGACCAUUCCGCGACCCGCUGUACCUGCAGUUCAACCUCGAAAGUCGUACGGGCCUUCGUUCUCGGUUCAAACACCGAGCACGACAGCUGGGAAAUCCGAUAAGCCGUACCAAUACAAACCAAGAGAACCCGUCGCACCAUCUUACGUUCAUUCUCCCUUCACAGUCCAGCAAUUUGUUCCGAAGCCUCCUCCGUUCACUGCACAUCAAUUCAUCCCGAACCCGUCACCCUUCUCUAUACAACCCACUGCACCAAAGCUAGUCCCGGCGCCCAGACCUCAGCAAAACGUACAGUAUGCACCACAGCAAGUUGUGCCGAAGCAGGCUCCCGCAAUCCAACACACUGAACAGUACUCUUCGCACCAAAUAAUCCCCAAAUCUUCUUCCACCCCUCAAUACGUCAAUCAAUAUUCUCUGCAGCAACCUAUGCACCAGCCGGCUUUUACAGAUCAACAGAAUGGGCAAAUUUCUCAGCAGACGGUACCGAAACCUGAUUCUGCCUCACAGCAGAACGUACAGCACCCAUCUCAUCAUUCCACCCCAAAGCCCGUAUCUACACCUCAGCAAAGCGCACAAUAUACUUCCCAGCAGGCUGUAUCGAAACCAACACCCAUACCUCGACCGACUCCUUCGCAGAACGGACACAAACGGAAUCGGUCAUCGCUCAAUAGUCAGGGCAGCCAAGCAUUGGCGUUUGGUUCGGAUCGUCGAUUUAGAACUCCACCUUUUUCGUACAGAACUAGUCAAAUUGAUUCAGCCGCGAAAUCGCCCUUCAGUCAUGGGUUUAUGCAACCUCCAGGCCUUGGGCCCUCUCCGUCGCCGCAAAAUGGUCAACUUUUCCAGGCUCAAGCUAGGGCUAGGUCGAGUUCGCUGGCUUCUAAUCGUUCAUACGAUACACCGAUGACUUCAUCCGCUAUUCGACCCCCUUCUUCUGCGUCUGCUCAAGGGACAAUUGGAGAACCCCAAGCCCUCCAACAACAGAACGUCGUCAAACAGCCACGACCCAAUAUUGUCCAGAAAUAUGCAUUUUUCCAGGUCCAUCACAACAGGGAUUCCACAAAAUACAGAACGCCGUACGCUCACUGGGGAGGGUUUACUAAUGGAUAUGAGGGCAACCUUCGAGCUCACUUGAUGAGAUCCCCCGAAGCAUUGUUCGAUAUUAGAAGGCGCUCUACAGGAUUCGCUACUAGUACGCCUAGCCUAAGCCCGGCUCCCCGAAUUCCGUUUAGCAAUGGUUCCGAGAAUAAGGAGACUCAUAAUCCGGUGUUGCAAUCGGGCCAUCACGAUCCUUCUCGUCAAGCAGCCCCUUUGCCUUACUCCGCGUCUCCUAAUCCAUUUACCACACCGAAAACAUCUUCGCCUAUUACAGAUGAUUCUAACCAGCAAUUAAUAUAUGCACCAAAUGCGUCGGAUUCGAACCAAGAACCUAUAGCACAGUUGCAUCCCGCGAUUCGAGCUCAGUAUGCUGCCAUGUUACAGAGGAGCAGCCUGGAGGUUCAUCUGCCUCAAAGCCAGCAGACUCCUCCCGAGGACCGCCCAGCUGCACCAAAUCAACAGUCGGCACCGGACUUUUCAACAUAUUCACAACCCCCUGCAAAUUUAACGCAUAUGCCAGUGCCUUCAGAUACUCAAUCUAUAACAGAUAGUCGUAUUCCAUCACAUUCGACCCUGGACAACAAAGUGCCUUCUUUAACAAACUCAAGUUCCACGGCAAUGACCUACGCGCCCAAGCAAACAUACAUACCCCCUCCUCGACCAUGGGAGGCAAUAAGAAAGACGCAGGUCACGGCCCAACCUAAUCCACAACCACCUAAUCCGUACUCAGCUUUAGAUGCUGUAGCUCCCGCCGUACCUGAUCCGCCUCCUUUUCUAAACGCGCCGGGUCCGUUUAUGAAUGAUGGGUUUGGAAACCCAAGGCACAUGGCAGACCCAGGGCUUCAGCCCAGCAAUCGUCAAUCCAGCCAGUCACGAGAAUUCGUACAGACUUUACAACCAACCACUAUUCAUCAACUACGAACCGCCACAGAGAAUUUUUCGGCAUCAGAAAUUCAGCAGGAAUCAACGGAACUAGCACAACCAGCCACAACAGUGAAUACCCUCGCACCGGUACUCGUGCCAUCUUCAGCCGCGGCUACGAAUGAUCUUCCAGAGGUACCGGACGACUCGAUGGAGUUGAUCGAGAGCAUCAUCAGGGAUGCUCGUAGAAUAAGUGAUACGUAUAGCGGUCCUGCGGGCGGCAACGUUUAAGUUGUUGCUUGCGGGGUGCAGAUGGGACGGCAGGCGCACGGGCAACGAAGGUAACGACAACCAUGAUGCGACAGUUACUCGGAAUGGUAUGUACUGUUCGGCGGAGUUUGGCGUUAAUUAAGCAAGACCUUUUCUCUGCGGAGCUCUAGGGAGAUCUGCAUUUCUUUUCGACUAAUAACCUGACCAUUAGACCUAGUGCCUGCAUAGGCUUGUUAUUUUUCGUGGGGUAGCACGCAUAGGGUUUAUGGGACAGGGCUGACAUCUUUUCAUACCUCGGAUUCGUGGACACGAACGAGACUUAUAUGCGACAGGCGGAUAGGGAUCUCGAGGAACAGUGCAGGUGUAUACUAUGGGAGGUUAAGGCGAACAAGCUUGUGUGACACGUGUAAGGAUUUUUUUCUGUUUGUAGUGACUCAACCGCGAUGGUUUCGACAGAGCUUGAUUUUUAAAGCAGUAGUAUUAGUGGUGUGAGAUCUAAAGAAUGCCUACUUGCUGCUCUACACAUCGGCUCUUACUGUCCCCCAAUGAGCAGAUACUGCUUUACUUUAUUAAUGAAUAAACUUGGGUGAUGAAUAUAUAUGCUUUUAUUAAGUCAA
Annulohypoxylon maeteangense is the source of this 6002-nucleotide messenger RNA. RefSeq lists its product as uncharacterized. The transcript has 5 exons. NCBI's taxonomy places the organism in Eukaryota, Fungi, Ascomycota, Sordariomycetes, Xylariales, Hypoxylaceae. The coding region runs from base 325 to 5406 and encodes 1693 amino acids. Gene Ontology annotation, biological process: chromatin remodeling. Gene Ontology annotation, cellular component: nucleus. Gene Ontology annotation, molecular function: histone H3K9 demethylase activity; histone H3K36 demethylase activity. The record is from RefSeq and is a predicted model, not a curated record.